This is a messenger RNA of Silurus meridionalis, 2017 nucleotides long. RefSeq names its product ankyrin repeat, SAM and basic leucine zipper domain containing 1 (gene asz1). Gene Ontology annotation, biological process: piRNA processing. The coding region runs from base 172 to 1602 and encodes 476 amino acids. NCBI's taxonomy places the organism in Eukaryota, Metazoa, Chordata, Actinopteri, Siluriformes, Siluridae. Gene Ontology annotation, molecular function: protein binding. The record is from RefSeq and is a predicted model, not a curated record. The transcript has 14 exons. Gene Ontology annotation, cellular component: pi-body.
CAUGGGGGCGCUACACAGAGCUAGAUACUGGGAAUCACCAAAAAACUAAUGUGCAUGUAAAGAAUGUAAGUUUAAAGCAUAAUUUGAACGCUAAUUAUUUGUAUUGAUAGUAAAUAACUGGCAAAAAAAAAAAACAGCGCCUGCGUUGAUUGUUUCGGCACACGGAUAAAUAUGCUGGAUAACAUUGACUAUGCCUUUCCUGCGGGCGACGAAAGUGAUGGAAGUAGUGACGAGUGGAAUGUUGGAUAUGCCAGUAGUACCAAGACACUAGACCCUGAGGUGUCUAAGGCGACUUUAGAUCCUAAGGACAAUGUGUCACUUAUGAAAAGGGCCAUUACAGCAGGUGACGUCGAUCUCGUGCGGCAGUUACUGGACAGUGGAAUGGACGUGGAGACAUCUUUGGGCUUUGCGUGGACUCCUCUGAUGUGUGCUGUGCAUGUUGGACACUGUGAACUGGCCGAGCUGAUGCUGAACCGUGGAGCCAAUGCCAACUUCAGCAGAGAUCAUUAUACUGUGCUAAUGGCAGCUUGCACUGCAAAUUCCGUCACUGAAGAAAACAUCAGCAAGUGUGUGGCUUUACUGCUGGGGCGCAAUGCUGACCCAAAUGUCCACAACAGGUGUCACUUGACGUGCCUCAUGUUGGCCGCCAGGGACGGUUACUCUCAGGUUAUCAAUCAACUGGUGUCCCAUGGAGCAGAGCUGAACCUCCAGGAUGAAAAUGGCCACACGGCACUCAUGUUAGCUGUGCGGUACGGGCAUGAAGCUGCAGUUCUUAAACUACUACAGCUCGGCGCUGACAAGUCCAUUAAAAACAAGGCAGGAAAAACAGCAGCUGACCUGGCCGAAUCAUUCAAACACCUGCAGAUCUGUCGAUAUCUCAACUCUUCGAGUGACUCCAGUGUUAAUGGUGCACUGCCCUCCAAAUCUGAAACGGUGUUUAAAUUUCUCAACCAAAGCCCUGAACCUCUAUCCUCUUCAAAGGAAAGUUCUGAUAAACUGAGUGAUAUUGAGCUACUGCUGCAUGGGCUGAAUUUGGAGUACCUCUCUGACAUUAUGAUGGAAAAUGACAUCACCUGGAGCCACUUAUUGACCAUGGAAAAAGAAGACUUAGAAAGGAUUGGAGUAACAGAUCCUGACGAUCAAAAAAAGGUCCUUAAUGCAGUUCAGGAGAUUCACCUUGACCAAGUGGAUCUGGACACCUUAAACCAGCUUGGCAACAUAGACAAGGGGACUGAGGAGCUACAUACCUUUCUGAUCAGCCUGAGGCAGCAGUGCUGUUACCUAUCUGAGAUGGUACAGGAUGUCAUCAGCAGGUUCCCACGCAGUAGCUCACAGCUUGUUCUGACAUGGGAUCCGAAGAAGGAGACUCAUGCCAUAUGCACAGAGCUUGUGGCUCAGGUCGGAGACCUGCAGAAAGAAUUGGUCUGUCUGAGGGACCUCCUCGGCAAGAUGGAUCCCACUGAUAUCACCUUCCAUCCACCUUUGCCAAAUUCCCACACCACUAUGAGGAGACGGGUUAUAAAGAAGCUCGCAGUGGCUGUGCUUGGAGCAGGAUUACUUCUACUGUUGUCACAAGCAAGGCACUUCAAACCCUACAUCUGAGAAAUAUUUGUAGUUUUGUAUGCCAUCAGUGUUUUUCUUUACUUCAUUUUAUUUUUUUUUUUAAGUAUUUCAUUUGUUAACUGAAUGAACGUUGAGUUUUUCCUCACAGUUUAAAGUAGUAAAUGGUAAAUUAUGAUGGCUUGUUUUAAGUUCAAAAAAGUUCUCUUUCGUUCUGUAUACCCAAUUUGCAGUGCCUCUUUAAUAUGGUUUCUGCUUAAUGUUUCACUUAUAGAUUGACUGAAAUCUGUUCAUGUUUACAUAAACUUUACUACAUUCACACAGCAGUCUAUAUAGUUAAUAAAGUGUGUUUGUUUGUUUUGGUUUCUGGGAUGUAACAAAUUUUGCACAUACAAGCUGCUGUCUAUGGUGCUGAAAUGCUUUUUAUUGUUUAAAAAAAGAAAUUCCUUUCUCCAAA